This is a messenger RNA of Amphimedon queenslandica, 732 nucleotides long. Its product is annotated as malonyl-[acyl-carrier protein] O-methyltransferase-like. The transcript has a single exon. The record is from RefSeq and is a predicted model, not a curated record. The coding region runs from base 1 to 732 and encodes 243 amino acids. NCBI's taxonomy places the organism in Eukaryota, Metazoa, Porifera, Demospongiae, Haplosclerida, Niphatidae.
AUGGAUAAGGAAGAAGCAAGGGUUUAUCAUGAAAUCUCAAAGUUUCAAUACAAAGAUGGCCUCAAGCUACUGGAUAUUCUGUCUCCUCAGUCUAAUGGAGUUGUUCUUGAUAUAGGAUGUGGUACUGGUCGACUCUCUAAGAUACUUUCUGAUAGACUGGUUGAUGGUAGAGUGGUUGGAGUUGAUCCUGAUGAAGAGAGGAUAAAGAUAGCAAUGGAUGAAGGAAAGGGACGCACUAAUCUACAGUUUAUGGUAGGAUCUGAUCAAACCUUCCCUGAGGAUCAAUACGAUAUGGUAAUAUGCACUGAUGCUAUUCAUUGGAUCAAAAAUAAAAGUGAAACUUUUAAUCAAGUUUAUGCUAAUCUUAAGCCUGGAGGAAAGUUUGGCUUUACUACACUGGCUAAUGGCAUCCCAGAUAUAGUAAUAGAAAUAGCCCAAUUGUGUGGAACCCAGGCCUUUGAUGCAGUGAUGAAUUCGACACACUAUGAGGAUGGUAACUACUACAAGCAAUUGGCCAGUCAAGUUGGGUUCAGUGUCCUCUAUUUUGAUGCUAGGGAUGUGGAAUACACUCUGCCUAGCAUUGAUGCGUUUGUUGAUUUCUAUUACAGCGUCUAUCAUGGAAUGUUUGAUCGGACUGAUCCUAAUCUGAUUGGAAUCAAGGAAAGGUAUGGAGGUCAGGCCAUAUCCUGGACAAUGCAACGGUUAUUUGUAGUUAUGACGAAACCUGUUUGA